Messenger RNA from Annulohypoxylon maeteangense, 723 nucleotides. RefSeq lists its product as uncharacterized. Lineage: Eukaryota; Fungi; Ascomycota; Sordariomycetes; Xylariales; Hypoxylaceae. The transcript has a single exon. The record is from RefSeq and is a predicted model, not a curated record. Bases 1 to 723 code for a protein of 240 amino acids.
AUGGAGAAUCUCGACAUUAAUAAAGUUAAUUACGAUGGUGAAGAGAUUCGAUUAGAGGUAAGUGUCAACAAUGAAGGUUUGCCAAAAGCAGCGGAUGAUUUGAAAGUCCGCAAAUUCCAUGGUCAUAGGAAACAUGCACCACCGCCCCUCAUUAUCGAUGAUACCGUCGUAAUUGAAGAGUUGAGUUUCCUACAUAGACUUUCGAUGAAGCUUUCACGACCUGGAUUCGAUUGGGGAAUUGGUUGCUUCGGUAAUCUUUCUAAAAUAGUUGAAACAGGUAAGAAUGAAUGUGGCGAUCUAUAUUGGUUUGAUUUAGUUGAAAUCAUUACUGCAAAGGAGCUCUUCGAGGGAAAGCAAACCUGGGAUAACGAUGACGCUUGGAUUAUUUUCGUACGUUCAGCCCAGGAAAAGGAAGACCGAAAAUCUGAAGUAGAGUUGGCCAAGUUCCACGGGGUAGAACUGGAAAAUGAGAAAGAAGGCGAGCAAAUUCACGUCCGACCUCGCAAUUCAGAUGCGGACAGAUUUUUAGCAAUGCUUGAUGAUAUGGAAGCAGCUUUCCAAGAAGGAGUCGAAGCACGAACUAUUCCAACCUCUGUAGAAUACCCUAGAUGGGUAGCUCUGAACUUUAGAGACUGGAUCGAAGAAGCGGACUUUAUUGAGGCAAAUGUAACCGCGCCCGGCGGAUCCAGAUACUACACUUCUUCAGAUACCAAUGAUAUGUGA